Molecule: messenger RNA, 2511 nt
Organism: Dama dama (fallow deer)
Lineage: Eukaryota; Metazoa; Chordata; Mammalia; Artiodactyla; Cervidae
Gene: PIP5K1B
Product: phosphatidylinositol-4-phosphate 5-kinase type 1 beta
Exons: 15
Coding region: 212-1834 (540 amino acids)
Biological process (GO): phosphatidylinositol metabolic process
Molecular function (GO): phosphatidylinositol kinase activity
Source: RefSeq, a predicted model, not a curated record
GACCCCCCCGCCCCUUGCCUGCACGGCUCUCCUUUCGACCCGGGGAAGAGACAACGUCCUGAUAACUUGCACGCUGUGGCGCAACUGGUCUCGACACCGGAGGUACCCGAAGGCUGUCCCGGUGAGAAACCUGGGAAGGGAAACAGUCUCAACAAUGAAUAGGCCACUCAGCACCACCAACUACAGAUGACUGGCCAUUUCAUUUACAAAGAUGUCGUCUGCUGCUGAGAAUGGAGACACGGCACCUGGGAAACAAAAUGAAGAGAAAACCUAUAAAAAGACUGCGUCAUCUGCCAUCAAAGGUGCUAUUCAGCUGGGAAUAGGAUACACAGUGGGUAAUCUCACCUCCAAGCCAGACCGAGAUGUUCUCAUGCAAGAUUUUUAUGUGGUGGAAAGUGUGUUCCUGCCCAGUGAAGGGAGCAAUCUGACCCCAGCACAUCACUACCCAGACUUCAGAUUUAAGACAUAUGCUCCACUAGCAUUCCGAUAUUUCAGAGAACUUUUUGGUAUCAAGCCUGAUGAUUACUUGUAUUCCAUAUGCAGUGAACCUCUAAUAGAGCUGUCUAACCCUGGAGCCAGUGGAUCCUUGUUUUUUGUGACCAGUGAUGAUGAAUUUAUCAUCAAAACAGUUCAGCAUAAAGAAGCAGAGUUCCUUCAGAAGCUACUGCCAGGCUAUUACAUGAAUUUGAACCAGAAUCCAAGAACUCUUUUGCCAAAAUUUUAUGGACUGUAUUGCAUGCAGUCAGGGGGCAUUAACAUCAGGAUUGUGGUGAUGAACAACGUUUUACCACGCUCCAUGAGAAUGCACUUCACGUAUGACUUGAAAGGCUCAACCUAUAAGCGAAGAGCAUCCAGAAAAGAGAGAGAGAAAUCUAGCCCCACGUUUAAGGACUUAGAUUUCCUGCAGGACAUGCAUGAAGGAUUGUAUUUUGAUACAGAAACAUACAAUGCACUCAUGAAGACACUUCAGAGAGACUGCCGGGUGCUGGAAAGCUUCAAGAUCAUGGACUAUAGCCUUUUGCUGGGAAUCCACAUCUUGGACCAUACCCUCAAAGAAAAAGAAGAGGAAAUUUCUCAAAAUGUGCCUGAUGCUAAGCGGCCUGGGAUGCAAAAGGUUCUCUACUCAACAGCAAUGGAAUCCAUCCAGGGUCCAGGAAAAUCGGGAGAUGGAAUCAUCACAGAGAACCCAGACACAAUGGGAGGCAUUCCAGCUAAAAGCCACAAGGGAGAAAAGCUGCUUUUAUUUAUGGGCAUUAUUGACAUUCUGCAAUCAUAUAGGUUAAUGAAGAAGUUGGAACAUUCCUGGAAAGCUCUUGUUUAUGAUGGGGACACUGUUUCGGUUCACAGACCCAGCUUUUAUGCAGACAGAUUUCUAAAGUUUAUGAAUUCCAGAGUUUUCAAGAAAAUUCAAGCUUUGAAGGCGUCACCUUCUAAGAAACGGUGCAACUCCAUUGCUGCCCUGAAGGCAACCUCACAGGAGAUUGUGUCCUCAAUUAGCCAGGAAUGGAAGGAUGAGAAGCAUGAUUUGCUUACUGAAGGGCAGAGUUUUAGCAGCCUUGAUGAAGAAGCACUGGGAUCCCGACACAGGCCAGAUCUGGUGCCUAGUACCCCAUCGCUGUUUGAAGCUGCUUCCUUGGCGACCACAAUUUCAUCUUCUUCCUUGUAUGUCAAUGAACAUUAUCCACAUGACAGGACUACGCUUUAUUCAAACAGUAAAGGGUUACCUUCCAGUUCCACCUUUACCUUGGAAGAGGGGACCAUCUACUUGACUUCUGAGCCAAAUGCUCUGGAAAUGCAAGAUGAUAAUGCCUCCGUGCUUGAUGUCUAUUUAUAAGUGAAAAUGGUGACCACCUUGGCAGAUGGAGGAGACAUGAACACAGUUGUGGGAAAGAAGUUUCUCCACUCCAGAACUAACCAAAGGAAACGGCUGAACCCCAUUACACACAGAAUCAUAAUCAACUGGACUUGGAGUUUGCAAGAUGUCAGGGGAGCCUUGGCGGAAAGGCUGAUCAGCAGAUGUGAAAAAUACCACACUCGUCUGGCAUUUGCUGUUGCUUGCUGAACUGUGAAGAACUGCAUGAACUCUGUUUAAGCUGCUUUCUAUACCAUUGCCAAUCACCUUUUUGGACUUGGAAGUGCUAUUUUCCUAUUGACACUUGCAUUAUUUCAUUUUGCAUGCAUCCAGUGAUUAUCCAUAAGCAACAUAUGUAAUCUGCGCAUAUAUUUUUUAAAGAUCCAUCCACGCAAAAUGGUAAAGUCUAAAUUCUCUUCUUUUUGCAAAGUUAUAAUCAUAGCCCAUGUCAUUAAAAGUUUAAAUUGGUUUCAUAUAAAGAUCAGUGUAAUAGGUCUGCAUAUACUUUAUAGAAAAUUAGCUUCUAUAAAGAUUUUUUCACUGUUUACUAGUGAAAUGAGAUAAGCAAAGCUAUUUAUAAAAGGCCUUAUGUCGUGUACAUACAUUGUCUUUGAAAUAUUUGUGAUUUAGUUUAUUGCUUGUAAAAGAGAAAUUAUAUA